This is a messenger RNA of Tigriopus californicus, 1567 nucleotides long. It is a transcript of the gene Zfrp8, whose product is annotated as programmed cell death protein 2-like. The record is from RefSeq and is a predicted model, not a curated record. Bases 305 to 1534 code for a protein of 409 amino acids. Gene Ontology annotation, cellular component: cytoplasm; nucleus. The transcript has a single exon. Lineage: Eukaryota; Metazoa; Arthropoda; Copepoda; Harpacticoida; Harpacticidae.
UGAACCUUCAAUUUAAUCCCUCAGCAAAGAGAUAUGAAGCCUCAAAGGUAGGAGUGAUCUCUCAAAAUUUGACGAUGACGUCAUCUUCCUUUCCCGCUUCAAUGAGUCACUAGGUGUUUUGUUUUCUAUGGUCUUGCCCAACAAAUCGAAAAGCAUGUCACAUCUGUAGAUGUCUAUGAUCGCCGGAUUCCAAAACAAAACACACGUGCCCAAUGCUCAUCCUUCCCAUCCUUCCCUCACAAACACUGGACGCGAAAGAAACGCAGCGUUUCACGAUCUCUUGCCUUGACAGUUGUCACCCCUGAUGGCCUCGUCUGACCCGCUCCCAGCUCCUCGGAGGAGCAGGAGCUCCUCGGAGGAGGAGGAGGAGGAGGAGGCGGUGGCGGCCAGCCAGCCGGCCGGCGAUUGGGACUCGGGUCUGGACUUGGGCUUUGUCCAUGCCAGCACACCGGCCUGGAAACUGACCUCGCGCUUUUUUCCCAGUAAGGUGGGCGGUCCACCCGCUUGGCUGAAAUUGGAGGACUUGCCGGACGUGAAGGCCCGUAGUUGUCCCAUGUGCCAGGUGCCCAUGACCUUUUUGGCCCAGAUCUACGCGCCCAUCCACGACAUCCCCACGGCUUUUCAUCGCACUCUCUUCCUCUUGGUGUGUGCCACGCCCACUUGCCACGCCGGUCCCAAAACCGGAGGCCGAGGACCCUGGACCGUGUUCCGAUCCCAAUUGGCCCGCGCCAAUGACUAUUACCCCUUUGAACCGCCCUUGAGCGUGCAAAAUCCGUUGAUCGACAUUUCCGCCGCUAAUUACGGGAAGCUAUGUCGCGUCUGCCACGGCCCGGGUGCCAAAUCGUGUGCGGGCUGUCAGAAAGUGGGCUAUUGUUGUAAAUCCCAUCAAGCGCUGGAUUGGUCCUCGGGCGGGCACAAACAAGAGUGCGGGCAGCCGGAUUUCACUCCCCAGGCCCGUCAUUCCCGCGCCAAAUACGGCUUUCCCGAAAUGGAAAUUGAAAUCGAGGCCGCUGAGGCGGAAGAUUACCCGCCGACGGGCGACUCCUCCGACGAUGAUGACGAGGCUGAAGAAGAGGCCGAAGAAGAGGCCUCCGAGUUAGCAGCUCAGACCCAAAUGAAAGCCCUGGCCUUGAGUGGAAACCCAGCCGUAGCCACUGACCUCACCCAAUUGACCUCGGAUCAAAAGACCGAUCCCGUAUUUGCCCGUUUCAAAGCCACCAUCAGCCAUUCGCCUGAGCAGAUCUUGCGCUACGAACGCCAUGGAUCGCCCUUGUGGAUGGCCUCGGAGGAUCAGUGGCCAUUAGAGCAGGUGCCCGCUUGCGAAUUCUGCGGUCAACCGCGGUCUUUUGAGUUCCAAAUCAUGCCGCAACUCCUGCACCACCUUCGAUUAGACCAAUCCCUGCACCAAGAUAGUCUAGAUUGGGGCGUUUUGGCCGUGUUCACGUGUUCAAAGAGCUGUUCCAAUGACGAUAAUCCCGCCGGUCCUAGUUAUAAGAAAGAGUUUGUCCAUUGUCAAAUGCCGCCACAGCACUGACCUUUUAACCCGUUUGAUCGACCCUUUUGCAGA